Messenger RNA from Lachancea thermotolerans CBS 6340, 1023 nucleotides. It is a transcript of the gene CKA2, whose product is annotated as casein kinase 2 catalytic subunit CKA2. Gene Ontology annotation, cellular component: protein kinase CK2 complex; nucleus; cytosol. The transcript has a single exon. Gene Ontology annotation, molecular function: protein serine/threonine kinase activity; ATP binding. Bases 1 to 1023 code for a protein of 340 amino acids. The record is from RefSeq and is a predicted model, not a curated record. NCBI's taxonomy places the organism in Eukaryota, Fungi, Ascomycota, Saccharomycetes, Saccharomycetales, Saccharomycetaceae. Gene Ontology annotation, biological process: regulation of transcription by RNA polymerase I; protein phosphorylation; DNA damage response.
AUGCCAUUACCACCAUCAGCGCUAAACCAGAAGAGCAGCCGAGUUUACUCGGUGGCAAGGGUGUACAAAGACGCGUGUGCAAAGCGACCACAGGAAUACUGGGACUACGAACAAGGCGUCACAGUGGAGUGGGGAAAAAUCGACAACUACGAGAUUGUGAACAAGAUCGGUCGUGGCAAGUACUCAGAGGUUUUCAGAGGAAAGUGUGUUGUGAACGAUGAGUAUUGUGUGAUAAAAGUGCUGAAACCUGUCAAGUUGAAGAAGAUUUACAGAGAACUCAAAAUAUUGACAAAUCUCACGGGAGGGCCCAAUGUUAUCGGGCUGCUUGACAUAGUACAGGACCCUGGCAGUAAAAUACCGGCACUAAUUUUUGAGGAAGUCAAGAACGUGGAUUUUAGAACGUUGUACCUCAAGUUCACCCUAUCCGAUAUUCAGUACUAUUUUACACAGCUGCUAGUUGCGUUGGACUACUGCCACUCUAUGGGAAUAAUGCACCGUGACGUGAAGCCGCAAAACGUGAUGAUCGAUCCUGUAGAGCGCAAGCUGAGACUCAUCGACUGGGGGCUAGCAGAGUUCUACCACCCUGGCGUGGACUACAACGUGCGUGUGGCAUCUAGAUAUCACAAAGGUCCCGAGCUUCUGGUCAACUUAAACCAAUAUGACUAUUCACUGGACCUGUGGUCUGUCGGGUGCAUGCUGGCUGCAAUAGUGUUCAAAAAGGAACCUUUCUUCAAAGGAAGCACAAACCCAGAUCAGCUUGUGAAGAUUGCCCGCGUUCUCGGUACGCGUGAAUUACUGGAAUACCUGGAUAAGUAUGGCCUCAAACUUCCUCAAGAGUACGACGACAUCAUGAAGGACUUCCAACGCAAAAAGUGGACGGACUUUAUCAACUCCGACACCCCGCUGGCAGUACCGGAAGUCGUGGACCUUAUCGACAACCUUCUGAGGUACGAUCACCAGGAGAGACUUACCGCGAAGGAGACACUGAACCACGCCUUCUUCCACAAGGAUUUUUCCAAAUAA